This is a messenger RNA of Ogataea parapolymorpha DL-1, 837 nucleotides long. RefSeq lists its product as uncharacterized. Gene Ontology annotation, molecular function: GTP binding. The record is from RefSeq and is a predicted model, not a curated record. Gene Ontology annotation, cellular component: mitochondrion. The transcript has a single exon. Bases 1 to 837 code for a protein of 278 amino acids. Lineage: Eukaryota; Fungi; Ascomycota; Pichiomycetes; Pichiales; Pichiaceae.
AUGGAUCAAGGUAAUGUAUCCAGAAUCAUAAACGACUCGGAAAUUAGGCUUGAUUGGAGCAUCUAUGACCUAAAUAAAUUGCCAGGGGAAGAUAGAAGGGCAGCUGCUGAAGCGGGUCCCGACCAGCCUGGAAUAGUUCACGAAAAUAAGGGCGAGCUCCUGCCUGAGGUCAUACUUUUGGGAAGAUGUAAUGUUGGAAAAUCAUCUUUGGUGAAUGCUCUUAUGAGCAACAAUAGACAAUCUGCAACUCCAUACGCCAAAGUCAAACAAAGCGCAGGUUACACGCCAUGCUUGAAUUUUUACAACGUGGGAGGUUUGUUUAGACUUGUAGAUUCUCCAGGGUAUGGGGUGAAGGGCAAACCAUGGCAAGGAGAGCUCACAAUGCAAUAUCUUGCUGAAAGGAGAGAACUCAGAAACUGCUUCUUGAUUUUAAACGGUGAUAUUGGGCUGAACAAAUAUGACGAGUUGAUAUUAGAAGCAUUGGUUGAAAUGGGAGUCCAAUUUGACAUUAUAUUCAACAAAAUUGAUAAGAUCAAGAAUAAUUCUCGAAUUCAACACUACGAAGAAUUAAUUUCCACAAGUAUACUCAAUGACCUUAAAAUCAAACCGCGCAUUUACUUUGCGAACUCGAUUGAAAGCGAUCUAAAGCAACGCACAGGAAUAAAUGAGAUCAGGUAUGGGAUUUUACAAUCGUGUGGCUAUAGUGAUCUCCAGACCCUAAAGCCUCGCAGAAGGAGAAAGACCAUUAACGACACUAUAGAGAAGAUCAAGGAGAAGAACGCAAGAAAGAGCUUAAAAGGACGAGUGAAAAUCAAUUUGCAACGUGACAUUCAUUAA